Molecule: messenger RNA, 3055 nt
Organism: Perca flavescens (yellow perch)
Lineage: Eukaryota; Metazoa; Chordata; Actinopteri; Perciformes; Percidae
Product: glutamate-rich protein 6-like
Exons: 14
Coding region: 1226-2617 (463 amino acids)
Source: RefSeq, a predicted model, not a curated record
ACCUGCAGAGUCGGCUUGAUAUGCAGCGUCCUUCUGUACAGAUGCGUUUGAGGACGACUUAUUGGUCCGGUGUGGGACUUGUGACCCAAGACCUGACCCUUUCUCAAAAACUCUCCCGAACACAAUUUGCCCCUCUAUGAAACCCAUCCUUCUGGCUGCAUCGGCUUCUUUUCGCCACUCUGUUUUCUUCAGUGGAUUACAGUCUACAGUUUGCGCCAAAUAACACGUCAGAAUAACAGCUGCGGCAAAGUAAACAGUAGCGCUUUUCCCUGUUCCUUCACACUUCAUUCUGUUGCACAUGACUCCCGUCAAUGGGACGAGCUAACGGACUGCUUUGCCGCAGCUUUUUGAAACUGGAACGUUCUCUGCGAGCGGCUGCUGCAACAACUAAUCAGAAGCGGCCACGGGUGGGCUCACUGAUGUGGUUCUCUAAUCAGCUGACACUCGUUUCACCUGGGUAAUGUCCAGGGUGCUAUCAGAGACAGCAAGGUACAAUUAAAGGGCGAGCUGCAGGUCUUUUAAGAUUUCAUUAUCAAUGUUUGUUUCCCAGUUCAGAACCAGAUUUAUAUCACUUAUAAAUACAUAGUAAAAGUAGGCUAGCCUACUGGAGAGGCCUAACUGAGGGGGGCACAACCACUCUGCCAUCUUUGGGAGAAUUACGUUAAAGCAUGUUUAACUGCAUGAAAAUGUGGAUGAAAAAGUGUGUAAAAGAGGGGUUUGAGCAGGGGUCCUUUACAAAACCUUAAAAAAAACAACAACUAUAAACCUUAUAAACUUUCAAGAUGGCUCUGUUCUCCUUUACCAUUUACAUAAGGAUUACUUGGGAGAGCUUAAAAGAUCAGUCUUUACCUAAAGUGAAGAUAACGUAAUACGACCACGAAAUGGACCUUGAGAUUAUAUUGUUUUGUAAACGAAUAAUGAACUCUGAAGCUCAACUUUUGAGCCAACAGUUGCCUAGGCAUAGUCAGGAAAGCAAUGGGAAUUUGAACGUGUACAGCUCCAUGACAACUGGGCAAACUUCAUCUGCAGAGGAAGCUCUAGAACAGCUACUAAAUGGACCUUGAGACCACAUUGAUGGACACUACAGUCAGCACUGUGACAGUAUUAUAUAGUAUAUUGUUACUGACAACACAGCAAGUGGGACUCAUUGAGCCUAUACUGUAUAUUCACCUUCAGGAGGAAAUAACACAGUAACUUGACUCCAGUCAGAAGGACAGACAAAAAGAUGAGGUCCAGCUCUUCCUAUGCUGCUGCUGCUGCUGCUACAUUAGAGCAUGAUCUCAAUGUGCCACGAUCUGUCCUGGAUGACCACAGGAUACCAGAGGGCUGUCCACAGUCUGUCAGUGACCCACCCACCUAUUGUAUCAGAGCAGCAGGAGUUCUGAGGUACAAUCGGGAGUCUGACAACCACAGGAUAAACUUAAUAACCAUUCUUCCAAAGUCCCAGCCUCUGACAGAAUACCCAGUGAAAUGUGAAUACUGUGGACUAAAGGCCCAACCUUCACUGGAUCUUCCAUGGGCACAGGGGCCAGAGACCGUGCCAGUCUUCUGCUGUGUCCAGCGGCAGCAGCUGUAUAAGAUGCUGGUGAAGUGGAGGUGUUUGGUUGAGAGGAGCUGUAACCUGAGGGCUAGUACUCCAACAACAUCAUCAGGAGACCAGCCAGCCACAGAGAUGAAGGAGCUUCUUUUCCAAGGCAAAGAGAUGGAGGAUUACAACAAGUUUAUCCUGGAUUUACCGAGUGGACUUGGAGAACAAUCAGAAUUGAGGAUCUACGAGGAUUUCUCAAUGCAACUACCAGAAACUUUUGUCCCAGCAUCAAAGGUCCUCAGCUUCCGGCUCUCUUGUGCUCCAGGACAAGGAUGCUGGACAGUGUAUCCUUGUAGCGCAACUGAGAAGCACUUGAAAAUAAAAGAGCAAGAGGAGCAGGUGUUAGUCCCUUUUUGUGACCACAAGCCACUUCAGUUUGGCAUAUGUCAUUAUCAGGAUGGGGCAGAAUUUCUCAAGAAGUAUUACUCCAAUGGCAUGACAUUUCUUACAGUGUUCCCUGAUGGCUCUGCUCAGGUCUUCUAUCCCUCAGGCCUCUUGGCUAUCGUUGUCGUGGUCACCGAAGAAAAGGGUAGGGUCUGCAUUGUGUAUGAUGAUUGCAUUGCCUCCUAUCAACCAAUUAGAGCAAUGUUCCAGUCUGAUGGCAGGGCGACGUGUUAUCACAGCAAUGGAAACAUAUGGCUGACCUUAAACAGUUCAGGCGGUCAGUGUUUAGAUGAGGUGGGUGCCAGGGUUCGUCGGUGGAGCUGGAGCAGACUGAGCAUGACUCCCACUCCCCUGCAUCCCGUCUUCCUGUCCCUUAACAAAACUGUCGGGGUCCGAGUCCUCGAGAAGGAACAAGUGUUUGUCUCUUUUCUGGCAAAAGGCCGACAGGCAAAACUCAGUGUGGGUACCUGCUGUGCUCAGGGUGAAUGUAGAACAGAUGGGUCUAGUUCAGGGCCAUCAGUAUUAAAGGAGGAGCUGUUUGUGUUGGCAACCAGGAUUAGGAUCAACACGGCCCUUCGGCACCUCAACCAGUGCCUGAUGACACCCUCACAUCCCCGGCUGCCACCUCCAAGCUUUUCAGUCUAAGGACACUUAACUUAGCUUAAAUGUUUAACCUAUGGAUGAAGAAAGAGCCUUCAUCCACAGGUGUCUUCAGUCUUUGAUGUACCAGUAACAAAGUACACAGUGAUGUGAUAACAGCAACUAUGCUAUGGCAUAAAGACAAAGUCACAUUCAAAAUAGCGGUUCAAAUGUUUUUUUUUUUUUUAAUUUACCUUUUUCUUUUUUAUUUGGAUACCACAGUAACUAAAAGGCAAUGAGAGGGCCAACAUAAAAGAACAAACAUUAACAUUAAAGCAAUGGCUCUUUUCAGGAGGUAUGAUGGCAUUUACAUCACAAUACUGCACUGUUUUCACUCCUCGAUGCCAUUUUGAGACCACAAAAAAUAAAAAUGAAAAAAAAUAAAAUCUUAAAAACCCAUAGGGAAUGAGCUCAAAAGGUAAUGUUUUUUUGUGCAUACUGGAU